AUGGCUUCCGGUAUUUUGGAUAAUUCGAGCGACUCUCUCGACGAGUCAAACGAUAGCUCUAUGGAAUUCUUUGUUAACGCGUUACACUUUCUUGAAGAUACGACAACUUCUAGUGCUCCUCAAACUCGACGGUAUACGGACCGGCAUUGGGAAAUUGGUCUUGAUACUCUUUUGAACGAUUGGUUCGUUCAACAACCAAAAUACGAAGACGAUUACUUUCGAAAGAAGUUUCGAAUGGACAAGACCAUGUUUUUAGAUAUCGUGCGCGACAUUGAAGCAAACUUCCCGUAUUUUCAAGAACGUUACGAUGCAAGAGGAAGAAAAAGUUUUACGGCGAUACAAAAAUGCACAUCCGCCGUUAGGCAACUCGCGACGGGUAACGCACCAGACGAGUAUGACGAGUAUUUGUGCAUGGCAGCCAGAACCGCACGAGAGACCCUUGAUUAUUUUUGUGACGCCAUCAUUCGGUUGUAUAGCUGA
Molecule: messenger RNA, 480 nt
Organism: Erigeron canadensis
Lineage: Eukaryota; Viridiplantae; Streptophyta; Magnoliopsida; Asterales; Asteraceae
Exons: 1
Coding region: 1-480 (159 amino acids)
Source: RefSeq, a predicted model, not a curated record